Molecule: messenger RNA, 14576 nt
Organism: Drosophila elegans
Lineage: Eukaryota; Metazoa; Arthropoda; Insecta; Diptera; Drosophilidae
Gene: nej
Product: histone acetyltransferase p300
Exons: 13
Coding region: 60-10211 (3383 amino acids)
Biological process (GO): positive regulation of transcription by RNA polymerase II
Cellular component (GO): transcription regulator complex; histone acetyltransferase complex
Molecular function (GO): zinc ion binding; protein binding; transcription coactivator activity
Source: RefSeq, a predicted model, not a curated record
UCUUUUCGUUUUCGUUUGCGUUUUCGUCUUUGAACGACGAACAAUCCAACUAACUCUAUAUGAUGGCCGAUCACUUAGACGAACCGCCCCAGAAGCGGGUCAAAAUGGAUCCAACAGCGGACAUGUCCUACUUUCUGGAGGAGAAUCUGCCCGAUGAGCUGGUGUCCUCGAACAGCGGCUGGUCGGACCAGUUGACCGGUGGAGCAGGCGGCGGCGGCAAUGGAGGCGGUGGCGCCUCCGGCGUGACCACAAACUCGACAAAUUCCGGACCAAAUCCUGGCGGCGGCGGACCCAACAAACCGGCUGCCCAAGGACCAGGACCUGGCGGAGUUGGCGUUGGCGUUGGCGUUGGAGUGAACGUUAACGUGGGCGUUGUCGGCGUUGUGCCUUCCCAGAUGAACGGAGCCGGCGGCGGCGGCGGCGGUAACGGCGGCAACGGCGGCAACGGAUCCGGCACAGGCGGCGACGAUGGCAGUGGCAAUGGCUCCGGCACGGGCAACGCCAACCGCAUCCCCCAGAUGCCGCAUCCCCACCAGCUGCAGCAUCUGCUCCAGCAGCAACAGCAGCAGGGCCAGAAGGGCGCCAUGGUGGUGCCCGGAAUGCAGCAGCUGGGCAGCAAGUCGCCCAACCUGCAAUCGCCCAAUCAGGGCGGCAUGCAGCAGGUGGUGGGCACUCAGAUGGGCAUGGUCAACACGAUGCCAAUGUCUAUAUCGAAUAAUGGCAACAAUGGCAUGAACGCCAUACCAGGCAUGAACACCAUUGCUCAGGGCAAUCUGGGCAACAUGGUGCUGACCAACAGCGUUGGCGGCGGCAUGGGCGGCAUGGUCAAUCAGCUGAAACAGCAGCAGCAGCAGCCAGGCGGCGGCGGCGGCGGUGGUGGCAUGAUCAAUGCCGUUUCCGUGCCAGGAGGACCAGGCGGCGGCGGCGGUCCAGGAGGAGCAGUUGGACCCGGCGGAGUGGGCGCUGGCGGCGGCGGAGGUGCCGCGACUCCGAACCAAGGCAUGCACAUGCAAAAUGGUCCCAUGAUGGGACGCAUGGUGGGGCAACAGCAUAUGCUACGUGGUCCGCAUCUAAUGGGCGCCGCUGGAGGAGCUGGUGGACCGGGCAAUGGACCCGGGGGCGGAGGACCACGCAUGCAGAAUCCCAACAUGCAAAUGGGCCAACUCAAUAGUCUGCCCUAUGGUGUGGGUCAGUAUGGUGGUCCUGGCGGCGGCAACAAUCCCCAGCAGCAACAGCAGCAGCAGCAGCAACAGCAACUCCUGGCCCAGCAGAUGGCCCAAAGAGGCGGCGUUGUGCCGGGCAUGCCGCAGGGCAAUCGACCUGUGGGCACUGUGGUGCCCAUGUCCACGCUCGGCGGCGAUGGUUCCGUGCCUCUGGUCGGCGGCAAUCCUCAACAGAUGCUGGGCCAGCAGCAACAAACGGUGGCAAUGGGUCCUCGACCACCGCAACCAAACCAGCUACUCGGUCAUCCGGGUCAGCCGCAGCAGCAGCAACAGCAACAACCGGGAACCUCUCAACAGCAGCAGCAGCAGCAGCAGCAGCAGGGAGUCGGACUCGGCGGAGCAGGAGUAGUGGCCAAUGCCGGCACCGUUGCUGUGCCCACUGUGGCUGGCGGUGCGGGCGCCGGGCAGGUGAUCGGUCCUGGUGGCGGCGCCAAUCGCGAUGUGCCCGACGAUCGCAAGCGACAGAUCCAACAGCAAUUGAUGCUGCUGCUGCAUGCGCACAAAUGCAAUCGAAGGGAGAACCUCAAUCCCAACAGGGAGGUGUGCAACGUCAACUAUUGCAAGGCCAUGAAGACGGUGCUCGCCCAUAUGGGCACUUGCAAGCAGAGCAAGGACUGCACCAUGCAGCACUGCGCCUCCUCGCGCCAGAUACUCUUGCACUACAAGACGUGCAUCAACAGUGGCUGCAUCAUUUGCUAUCCCUUUCGGCAGAAUCAUUCGGUUUUUCAAAAUGCCAAUGUGCCACCUGGUGGCGGACCGUCGGGAAAUGCAGGACCAGCGGCCAUCACAGGCGGUUCGGCUGGCGUACCAGUUGGCGGAGCAGGCGGUAAUCUGCAGCAGCAGCAGCAGCAACAGCAGCAGCAGCCCAAUCUCACUGGCCUGGUGGGUGAUGGCAGCAAGCAGGUGGCACCGGGCGGUGGUCAGAACACGGCCAUAGUGCUGCCGCAACAGCAGGGAGCUGGCGGCACACCGGGUGCCCCCAAGACGCCAGCGGACAUGGUGCAGCAGUUGACGCAACAGCAGCAACAGCAGCAGCAGGUGCACCAGCAGCAGGUGCAACAGCAGCAGGAGCUGCGACGCUUCGAUGGCAUGGGCCAGGUGGGACUUUCGCCCGUUCCAGCCGGCAACAUGCAGCAGGGUUUGCCACCCGUGAUCCGAAUGCAGGGAGCACAGCAGCCGGCUGUUAGGGUGCUAGGACCCGGCGGUCCCGGCAGUGGGCCCAAUGUCCUGCCCAACGAUGUGAACAGCCUGCAGCAGCAACAACAACAGCAACAGCAGCAGCAGCAGCAGAUGCUGCAGCAGCAGCAGCAGAACCGACGACGCGGUGGCCUGGCCAACAUGGUGGAGCAACAGCAGCAACAACAGCAACCCAAUCCCGCCCAGCUAGUUGGCAACAUUCCGGCACCACUCUCCGUCAACGUUGGUGGCUUUGGCAAUGCCAAUUUCGGUAAUGCCGCGGCCAGCGGAGGAGGAGGCGGCGGCGGCGGAAGCGGAGGCGUGCCCAAUGACAAGCAGCAGUUGAAGGUGGCCCAAGUGCAUCCACAGAGCCAUGUGGUGGGCGGCGGUGCAGCGCCGGGCGGAGGAGCAGGAGCAGCAGGCGCCGGCGGAGCCAGUGGCCAGGUGGCAGCCGGAUCCAGUGUCCUCAUGCCAGCCGACACAACGGGUGGCGGUGGCGGUAGCGUUGGCGGCACCACUAACAAUCCCAAUCAGAAUGCAGGCGCUGGAACGGUAACUGGCGGAGGCGCUGGUGGCGGCGCCGGUGGCGGUGGCAACUCUGGCACACCCGGCGACAAUGAGAAGGACUGGCGGGAAUCGGUGACCAGCGAUCUGCGCAACCAUCUCGUCCACAAGCUCGUGCAGGCCAUCUUCCCCACCUCCGAUCCCACCACCAUGCAGGACAAGCGCAUGCACAACCUGGUCUCGUAUGCGGAAAAGGUCGAGAAGGAUAUGUACGAGAUGGCCAAGUCCAGGUCGGAGUACUAUCACCUGCUGGCCGAGAAGAUCUACAAGAUACAGAAGGAGCUGGAGGAGAAGCGGCUGAAGCGCAAGGAGCAGCACCAGCAGAUGUUGCUGCAUCAGCAGGGAGCUGCUGGCGGUGGAGGUGCAGGUGGUGGUGGUGGUGUAGCAGCUGGCGGAGCAGUCAGUGCAGCAGCAGGCGGAGUAGUCCUUCCCCAGCAGCAGCAGCAGCAGGGUCAGCAACCUCCACAGAGCUGCAUCCAUCCCAGCAUCUCACCCAUGGGCGGUGGAGUGAUGCCGCCCCAGCAAUUGCGUCCACAGGGUCCCGGAUCCGGUCUGCUGGGUCAGCCAACGGCAGCAGCUCUGGGUGUGGGCGUGGGCGUUGGCGUUGGCGUCACCAACAACAUGGUGGCCAUGCGCAGUCACUCGCCCGGCGGCAAUAUGCUCACCCUGCAGCAGCAGCAACGCAUGCAAUUCCCCCAGCAGCAGCAGCAACAGCAGCAGCAGCAGCAGCCACCAAACUCGGGAGCUGGCAAAAUGCUGGUUGGACCACCGGGACCCAGUCCCGGCGGCAUGGUGGUCAACCCGGCACUCUCACCCUACCAGACAAGCAAUGUGCUCACCAGUCCGGUGCCGGGACAACAGCAGCAGCAGCAGUUCAUCAAUGCAAAUGGUGGCUCUGGAGCUAAUCCCCAGCUGAGUGAGAUCAUGAAGCAGCGACAUAUACACCAGCAGCAACAGCAGCAGGCGCAACAACAGCAGCAGCAGCAGCAACAACAGCAACAGCAGCAACAACAACAGCAACAACAGGGCAUGCUGUUGCCGCAAUCGCCUUUCAGCAAUGCAGCGCCCCUACAGCAACAGGCUACCAGCAACAGCUUUAGCUCGCCCAUGCAGCAAGGGCAACAGCAACAGCAGCAGCAGCAGCAGCAGCAACAGCAACAGCAACAACAGAAGCCCGGCAGUGUGCUGAACAACAUGCCGCCCACGCCCACAAGUUUGGAGGCUUUGAGUGCCGGAGCAAGUGCCUCCAAUGUGACGGUGGCAGCGCCCAGUCCAUCGCCUGGCUUCCUCUCCAAUGGACCCUCCAUAGGCACGCCCUCCAACAACAAUAACAACAACAACAACAGCAGUAGCAGUGCCAACAACAACCCGCCCUCGGUGAGCAGUUUGAUGCAACAGCCGUUAAGCAAUCGUCCGGGUACACCGCCCUACAUACCCGCCUCACCAGUACCAGCAACCAGUGCCUCGGCCUCCGGUCUGGCGGCCAGCAGUACGCCCGCCUCGGCCGCAGCCACAUGUGCAAGUAGUGGCAGCGGUGGCAGUGGCAGCGGCAGCGGCAGCAAUAGCAGCAACAGUGGAGGAGCUACUGCAGCGGGAGCCAGUUCCACAUCCUCAACUUCCUCUGGAGGUUCGGGAACGCCACUGAGUUCAGUGUCCACGCCCACUUCAGCCACCAUGGCCACGAGUAGUGGAGGAGGACCAGGAGCUGGAGGAGGAGCAGGAGGAGGAUCAUCUACAACGCCCGCCAGCAAUCCAUUGCUACUGAUGUCAGGAGGAGGCGGAGGAGGAGCGGCGACCACCACCACCACCACCACAUCCAGCUCCUCGAGCAGUCGCAUGAUGAGCAGCUCCAGCAGUCUCUCCUCGCAGAUGGCCGCCCUGGAGGCUGCGGCGCGGGACAACGACGAUGAGACGCCCUCGCCGUCGGGCGAGAAUACCAAUGGCAGUGGGGGCAGCGGCAACGCCGGCGGCAUGGCCUCCAAGGGCAAGCUGGACUCCAUCAAGCAGGAUGACGACAUCAAGAAGGAGUUCAUGGACGACAGCUGUGGCGGCAACAACGAUAGCUCGCAAAUGGACUGCUCCACGGGCGGUGGCAAGGGCAAGAAUGUGAACAACGAUGGCACCAGCAUGAUCAAAAUGGAGAUCAAGACGGAGGAUGGUCUGGAUGGCGAGGUGAAGAUCAAAACGGAGGCCAUGGAUGUGGACGAGGCUGGCGGUUCGACGGCGGGCGAGCAUCAUGCUGAUGGUGGUCUCGGCGGUGGCAAGGAUAACAUCAACGGAGCGCAUGAUGGCGGAGCAGCUGGCAGUGCUGUGGACAUCAAGCCCAAGACGGAAACGAAACCGCUCGUACCAGAGCCAUUGGCACCCAAUGCGGGUGAUAAAAAGAAGAAAUGCCAAUUCAAUCCCGAAGAGCUGCGCACCGCUUUGCUGCCCACGCUGGAGAAACUGUACCGGCAGGAGCCCGAAUCGGUGCCCUUUCGCUAUCCCGUCGAUCCGCAGGCACUGGGCAUUCCCGACUACUUUGAGAUCGUGAAGAAGCCCAUGGACCUGGGCACCAUACGCACCAACAUUCAGAACGGCAAGUACAGUGAUCCCUGGGAGUAUGUGGACGAUGUGUGGCUGAUGUUCGACAAUGCCUGGCUCUAUAAUCGCAAGACAUCGCGGGUGUAUCGUUAUUGCACCAAGCUUUCGGAAGUUUUUGAGGCAGAGAUUGAUCCUGUGAUGCAGGCCUUGGGCUACUGCUGCGGCAGGAAGUACACAUUCAAUCCACAGGUGCUCUGCUGCUAUGGCAAGCAGCUGUGCACGAUUCCGCGGGAUGCCAAGUACUACAGCUACCAGAACAGUCUAAAGGAAUACGGUGUCGCCUCAAAUAGAUACACCUACUGCCAAAAGUGCUUUAACGACAUCCAGGGCGAUACGGUCACACUGGGCGAUGAUCCACUGCAGUCGCAAACCCAAAUCAAAAAGGACCAGUUCAAGGAGAUGAAGAACGAUCAUUUGGAGCUGGAGCCGUUCGUCGAUUGCCAGGAAUGUGGACGCAAGCAGCACCAGAUCUGUGUGCUCUGGCUGGAUUCGAUUUGGCCCGGCGGCUUUGUGUGCGACAACUGUUUGAAAAAGAAGAACUCGAAGCGGAAGGAGAAUAAGUUCAAUGCGAAGCGUCUGCCAUCCACCAAACUGGGCGUGUACAUUGAGACGCGUGUGAACAACUUCCUCAAGAAGAAGGAGGCGGGCGCCGGUGAGGUGCACAUCCGUGUGGUCAGCUCCUCCGACAAGUGCGUCGAGGUGAAACCCGGAAUGCGUCGACGUUUCGUGGAGCAGGGCGAGAUGAUGAACGAGUUUCCGUACCGCGCCAAAGCUCUGUUCGCCUUCGAGGAGGUGGACGGCAUCGACGUCUGCUUCUUUGGCAUGCACGUGCAGGAGUACGGAUCGGAGUGCCCGGCGCCGAAUACGCGGCGUGUGUACAUUGCCUAUCUGGAUUCAGUUCAUUUCUUCCGGCCACGACAAUACCGCACUGCGGUAUACCACGAAAUCCUGCUCGGCUACAUGGACUAUGUGAAGCAGCUGGGCUACACGAUGGCCCACAUCUGGGCAUGUCCGCCCUCCGAGGGCGAUGACUACAUCUUCCACUGCCAUCCCACGGACCAGAAGAUACCCAAGCCCAAGCGGCUGCAGGAGUGGUACAAGAAGAUGCUCGACAAGGGCAUGAUCGAGCGCAUCAUCCAGGACUACAAGGACAUCCUCAAGCAGGCCAUGGAGGACAAGCUGGGCUCCGCCGCCGAGCUGCCCUACUUCGAGGGCGACUUCUGGCCCAACGUCCUGGAGGAGAGCAUCAAGGAGCUCGACCAGGAGGAGGAGGAGAAGCGCAAGCAGGCCGAGGCCGCCGAAGCAGCGGCUGCAGCGAAUCUUUUCUCCAUCGAGGAGAACGAGGUGAGCGGCGAUGGCAAGAAGAAGGGCCAGAAGAAGGCCAAGAAGUCGAACAAAUCGAAGGCGGCGCAGCGGAAGAACAGCAAAAAGUCCAAUGAGCAUCAGUCGGGCAACGAUCUCUCCGCCAAGAUUUAUGCGACCAUGGAGAAGCACAAGGAGGUCUUCUUCGUUAUCCGUUUGCAUUCGGCGCAAUCGGCAGCGAGUUUGGCGCCCAUCCAGGAUCCCGAUCCGCUGCUCACCUGCGAUCUGAUGGACGGACGUGACGCCUUCCUCACCCUCGCCCGCGACAAGCACUUUGAGUUCUCAUCGCUGCGGCGCGCCCAGUUCUCCACGCUGUCCAUGCUGUACGAGCUACAUAACCAGGGCCAGGACAAGUUCGUCUACACCUGCAACCACUGCAAGACGGCGGUGGAGACGCGCUACCAUUGCACCGUCUGUGAUGACUUUGAUCUGUGCAUCGUGUGCAAGGAGAAGGUCGGCCAUCCGCACAAGAUGGAGAAGCUCGGCUUCGACAUCGACGACGGCUCGGCGCCGGCGGACCACAAGCAGGCCAAUCCGCAGGAGGCCCGCAAACAGUCCAUCCAGCGGUGCAUCCAGUCGCUGGUGCACGCCUGUCAGUGCCGCGACGCCAACUGCCGCCUGCCCUCGUGCCAGAAGAUGAAGCGCGUCGUCCAGCACACGAAGAACUGCAAGCGGAAGACGAACGGCGGCUGCCCCAUCUGCAAGCAGCUCAUCGCCCUCUGCUGCUACCACGCCAAGCACUGUCAGGAGCAGAAGUGCCCCGUGCCCUUCUGUCCCAACAUCAAGCACAAGCUCAAGCAGCAGCAGCUCCAGCAAAAACUCCAACAGCAGCAGUUGCUGCGUCGUCGUGUGGCGCUCAUGUCCCGCACAGCGGCUCCAGCGGCUCUGCCCGGUCCGGCGGCAGUCAGUGGUCCGGCGUCGGCGGUGGUCGCCGCACCCGGCGGCGUGGUGGGCAUGUCCGGCGGCGUGGCUCUGGGCCAACAGGUGAUGCCGGGCCAGCCGGGCAUAAUGGCACCGGGAGCUGGUGGCAUGUCGCCAUCGACGGUGGCAGUGCCCUCGCCCGUUUCGGGCGGUGCCGGCGUCAUGGGCGGGAUGACCUCGCCGCACCCGCACCAGCCGGGCAUCGGGAUGAAGCCCGGCGGCGGCCACUCGCCGUCGCCCAGUGUGCUGCAGGUGGUCAAGCAGGUGCAGGAGGAGGCCGCUCGCCAGCAGGUCUCGCAUGGCGGUGGCUUCGGCAAGGGCGGACCGGCCAUGGCCCCGCCGCCCCAGAUGAAUCGAGCGAUGGGCGUGGCAGGACCGAAUCCGAAUGUGGUCAAUCAGCUGGGCGGCAUGGUUGGCGUAGGAGUUGGAGGUGUGGGAGUGGGCGGUGUCGGCGGCGUUAACCAACUGAGCGGUGGCAAUCCCGCUGGCGGUGCCGGUGGUCCCGCCCUGCCCGGCUCUGGCAACUGCUCACUGAACGUCUUGAAUGCCAACCACCUGCUGCCCAUGGAUCAGUGGGGUGGCAAUAGCGGUGGAGCCGGCGGCAAUCCGGGCGGUGUAAAUCCCCAGGCACGUUAUGCCAACAAUGCCACCGGCAUGCGUCAACCCGGCCAGCUGAUGCAGCCCAAUCUGAUACAGCAGCAGCAGCAGCAACAGCAGCAGCAGCAGCAACAGCAGCAGCAACAGCAGCAGAUGAUGGGCUUAGGCGGACCCAAUCAACUGGGUGGAGGCCAGAUGCCCGUCGGUGGACAGCACGGCGUUAUGGGUAUGGGCAUGGGAGCACCGCCCAUGGCCGGAACUGUGGGCGGCGUCCGUCCUCCGCCGGGAGCGGGAGGAGGAGGAGGAGGUGGCGGCGUCGGCGGCGGCGGUGGUGGUGCCACUGGCAGCCAACUGAAUACCCAGCAACUGGCACAGAUCAUGCAGAAGAUCAAGAACAAUCCCACCAACGAGAGCAACCAGCACAUACUCACCAUCCUCAAGCAGAAUCCGCAGAUAAUGGCGGCCAUCAUCAAGCAGCGCCAGCAGAGCCACCAGUCGCAGAUCAAUGCGGCGGCGGGUGGCGGAGGAGGAGCACCUGGUGGCGGCGCCCUGCAGCAGCAGCAGGCGGGCAAUGGUCCGCAGAAUCCCCAGCAGCAGCAGCAGCAACAGCAGCAGCAGCAACAGGUGAUGCAGCAACAGCAAAUGCAGCAUAUGAUGAACCAGCAGCAGCAGCAGCAAGGUGGUGGUCCGCAGCAGAUGAAUCCCAACCAGCAGCAGCAGCAGGUGAAUCUAAUGCAACAGCAGCAGCAGGGCGGACCCGGAACUGUGCCCCAUCGCAUGCCCAACAUGCAGAACACAGCCAUGAUGCUGCAGAACCUGCCGCCCAACAUGUCGCCAGGCGUCUCCGCCCAAGGAGGAAUGGUGCCCAACCAGAACUGGAACAAGAUGCGCUACAUGCAGAUGAACCAGUACCCGCCACCAUAUCCGCAGCGCCAGCGUGGUCCGCACAUGGGCGGCGCUGGACCCGGUCCCGGCCAGCAGCAGCAGCAGCAGUUCCCCGGCGGCGGCGGUGGCGGCGUCGGACCCGGCAACUUCAAUGCGGGCGGUGCUGGCGGCACGGGAGUGGGCGUCGGCGUGGGAGUGGGCGUGCCCGGAGGAGGAGGAGCUGGUGCCGGAGUGCCCGGUGGCGAUCAGUAUUCGAUGGCCAAUGCGGCGGCUGCCUCCAAUAUGCUGCAACAGGGCGUUGGAGUGGGCGUGAAGCCAGGUCCCGGACAGCAGCAGCAGAUGGGCGUGGGCAUGCCACCCGGAAUGCAGCAGCAGCAACAGCAACAGCAGCAGCAACAGCCCCUGCAGCAGCAGCAGCAGCAGAUGAUGCAGGUGGCCAUGCCGAAUGCCCAGAAUCCGCAGCAGAAUCCAUCGUCCGUUGUGGGCGGACCCAAUGCCCAGGUGAUGGGACCCCCGACGCCGCACUCGCUGCAGCAGCAGCUGAUGCAAUCGGCCCGCGCCUCGCCGCCCAUCCGCUCGCCCCAGCCAACGCCAUCACCGCGCUCGGCGCCAUCGCCACGUGCCGCUCCAUCCGCCUCGCCCCGCGCCCAGCCCUCGCCGCACCACGUGAUGAGCCAUUCGCCGGCGCCGCAGGGACCGCCGCAGCACGAUGGCAUGCACAACCAUGGCAUGCACCAUCAGUCGCCGCUGCCAGGUGUGCCGCAGGAUGUGGGCGUAGGCGUGGGCGUCGGCGUGGGCGUGGGCGUCAACGUUGGCAACGUGGGCGUGGGCGUGGGCAAUGCCGGUGGACCACUGCCCGACGCCUCCGACCAGCUGACCAAGUUUGUGGAGCGGCUCUAGUGCAGCAACAGCAACAGUAGCGGCAACAGCUACAAUGGAUGGUAACCACAAGCCAAAGGCCAGAUGAAGAUUCAUAAACUGACUAUGACUAAACUAAACUAAACUAAACUAAACUAAUACUACAACUAAAACUAAAACUAAAACUAAACUAACAUUGCACCCCAAAUGUAUAGCGUUAUCAUGAUUAAACCAACACCAGCUAUCACAUUUAAUUUGUAAACUAGGUUAAGACCCACCCACCACCACCACUGCUAUAAAGCCUUUAGUUUAAGUCUAGGACAAAAUUUGAACAAAGCAUCUUGAUUCGAUUUCCAUUAUGUAAGAUCGCGCGAUGUAGCAAAUAUAUAUAACAUAUAUUUCAUAUGCCCCUAAAACACCCAACACACCAUGUAUUAAUGAAUGCAAUUCCUUUUGUUCCCACGCAAAACAGAAAAAACAGAAAAACAGAGCAAGAGCAGAGCAAAACACCUCGAUGUAACAACGUUUCAAACGUUGAGCGAAAGCUAAAGCUAAAAAACCUUUCCUUAGUGACUUAAAUUUUAAGCAAGAAGCAGCAGCGAAAGUAAUAUUAUUUAUUAUUUUGUGACAAACGAAUGAAUCGCCGCAGCGCAGCACUCAAGUCUAAAGUAUGUAAAGAGAACAGAGUGCAGAGGAAGUGUUGUAAAGUUGAAUUAAAUAUUUUGUACCCUUGUUGUGUUGUAAGCCAGUUGGACGACAGAUAACGACCCGACGACCAUCCGCAUCCGCAUCCACAUCCACAUCCGCACAAGAAAUAUAUAGCCUAUAGUGACAAUGUGCCUGUUCGGCGAUCGGCAGUUGAUGAUUAAGUGCUCCUUAUAGGAGCUUCAAAUUGGGAACACGCAUAGAGUAAAUACAUAUUUUUAUACACAAAUGAGAUCAAACGGAAUAGGAAUCUAAAUCGAAAUCGGAAUCGGGAAUCGGCAUUGGCAUCGGAAACCUCAUCCUUUUGGAAACCCCACACCCUACACCCAAAUACUACAUUCGAAAAAAAAAACAAACAAAAAAAUCGCUUCUAAAUGACAGACAACAAUAAAUUACAAAGGAUGAGGGAGGAAGGUGACGGGUUCGACGACGAUUAGAAAACGCAAUUAUUAGGAGAAUCAAGAAUCAGGACAGUCGCAACAAAAAACACCAAACAAAUAAGCAAAGGAGUAGGAUGACCGGGGAAGGGAUACGAAAGGAGUAUGAUUAACAAAAGCAACAAAAUAGCAAUAGCCAAAAUGCUUUGAAUACAGAUUUUAGGGUACUUGAACUAUUUAAGGAACUAACAUUUACAAAACAUAUAUGCAUACGUAGGACAACAAAUUAGUGUUGUAAUUUCUAACAAAUUGUUCACGAUUGAUUGUUUAUAUUGUUUAAGAAUUUUAGUCUUAAGGACCAAUGUGUGUGUGUGUGUGUGUGUGCAAGUGUGUGAGUGUGUGUGUGCGCGUUCCUAAUUCCUCGAUUUAUAUCCAUUUUAAUUUCGACCUUACCUGUACAUACUAUAUAUAACUUGACGUUUUACUUAGUAUUUGAUUUUGUGAUAGCCAAAAGAAAAAAAAAAGAAUUAGAGGAGCGCCAACAAACCCCCAUUUGUCUCAAAAGCAGGAAGUAGGAAUUUUACGGGGGACGCAGGUUCGAUUGCUAUUUAUUAACGCUAAAACAAAACAAAAAACACAUCUAGGCUAUAUAGACUUUAAGGCUAAAACGACUCGAUUUAGGUUUAUCACUAUUAGACUAAAUCUGUAGUUUUCAAACUGGGUUCUCUUUCAAUUUGGGUUUUCCCUAAACGACUGAAUCUCUGAAAUAUACAGCAAAAUUUUGCUAAACUGCUGAAUUUUCAGCAAGUUGAAUUUGUAUGGAACAACUGAUAAACAGCUGACCGAAUUUCAGCAAUUUAGUCUUUAGAGAAUACCCAAACUAAUCGGAUAUAUCAUGUCUAACUACAAUUUUUUUUUUAUUUUUUUUUUGUUUUACCUAAAAUGGUAUGUGUGUUCUAUUGUUUUCGUUUUCUAACUGUUUUCUUUUUCUACCAGUUGCCGCCGCCCAAGAAUCAGACAGAGACGGGAGACAGCGAGAGAGCGAGACAGUAGAUGAGGGAAAUUGUAAAUUUUAGAUACUAGGAUACUUAUUCACUGCGCAUAAAAAUGCCUUCAAUUGCGACUUCAGCAAGUAACUAAUUGUAAAUACCCAACACACACACGCAUACGAAUACAAAUACAAAUACACACAAUAUAUAUAUAUACAAAUAUAUAUAUUUACCGAUUACUGAUUAACGAUUACUGAUUACCGAUUACUGAUAGGUGUAGUAGGUCACACGUACGCGACAGUUUGUAAAAUCCAAUGCCCUAGUUUGUAAGCCGCGCAUACAUAUAUCGAAACAAUCGGUUAUAUCGUUUAUGUUUAGACCUACACCGCCACACACACAUAUGGCAAAUAUAUAUACAUUAUGUGUCGGGAUAUAUACUUUUAGUUAGUGUGUUUUUAAACGAAACGCGCAUAGUUUCCUUAGCUAAGCGAAAGACAACAAAAGAAAAAAUUGAAAAAACCAACAAAAAAAGCUGCGCCUGCCACCGAUAAAACCGAUAAAAAAAAAUGGACUAGAUGAGUUCGAUACCCACGCUGCGCUGCACACAAUCAAAAAACAGACACCAAAAAACAAAAACGAAAAACAAAGCAAGUUAAAGUAAAUAUUAUAUAUAAACGAAAUCAUACUCAAGUCACUGGGCUCUGCCGCCGAAUGCCUUUGUACUUUUAACGUAUGGAACAAUGAUCGGUAAUUGAUUAUCGACAAUCGUUGAUCGGUAAUAGUUGCGAUAACAAGACGCUGCCUUCGAAACGCAGACGCUGCGUGCUGGUGCAAACAAAAAAAAAAAAAAAAACAAAAAAGUUCGGUUUAGCGGGCGCAGCGUUUAAUUAUUAAUUAAACACACGAUAGUAACCAAAAAAAAGAAAAGGAGAAAGAUGAGAGAGGGAGAAAGAGAGCUGCUUGCCGUCUUUUUUCUACGCAUAUUGUUUUUGUUUUUAUACCACACACAGUCACAGCAAUGAACAAAGUUAUGGGUGUGAAAGAGAGCGAGAGAGAACGAGUGGCUGAGUGAAAGUGCGAGUGGCAAAGACGCAUCAAUUAUCGUUUUUAACCGUUUUGUGUGAGAGGAGAGAGCGGCGGAAAGAGCGAAAAAGAGAGAGCAUAUUCCAAAACUAUUUGUGAUUACAAUUAUAUAUGAUGAAAAAGAUGAUGAUGAUGAUGUAGAAGAUGAACGAAGGGGAGAAGAGGAAGUAAAGCCGGAAGCCAGAAAACCAGAGAACAUAGAAGAAACACAAAACGCAUUAACCGGAUGAUACUUAGAGUUUAAGUCUUAGUCUAAAACCAGCGCUAUAUACACAUUUAUAUAUAGGUACGAUCGAUCACACGAAAGAGCGGGGGAAUAUACAUAUAUAAAUAUAUAUAUAUAUUAUAUACUUGAUUAAGCCAACACAUGUAAAUUAUAAAUGAACAUUUAUUCUAAAUGCAGUAGCAGCGGAAAAGAAAGAAAACAAAAAAAAAACGUUAACCGAAGACGAAGCACUUUGCUAAACGCGUUUAUUAUUAUGCAUACAAAAUGUAAUUUCUUAUAACAAAAACCCAGAAAAACCCACAAAAAAAAAGAACUCGAGAAAAGGGGAAAACAAAAACAAAAAAGGAUGCGAAGGUUAGAUAAGUCAAGUGUAAAGUAAACCAAGCCUUAGUAAAAACUAGUUCUAACACAACAACCACAACCACAACAAGAAAAACAAAAACAAGAGAGAAAACAAAUGGGAAAAACAAAAACGAAAGAACGAUUGAUACUAAUAACUAAUAUUAAUAAUGAGUACGAUAAUGUUUAUGCUAAUGAUUACGAUAACGAUAAACAAUAAUGAUAAAUGAUAAAGAUAAACCGUUAUGAAAUAAUACCUACUUGUAAAAUAGUGCGACAGUUAAGCUGAUAAGAUGACUUUGACUUUUCUAUCAGAUUUCAUUAAUUUAAUGACACCCAAAAACACCCAAAACACCCCCCACCCUCACACACUCCCCCCCAAACACACAUGCAUACACAUCCAUUGCAUGUGUGUAUGAAUAAACAUAAAUAUAUAAAUAUUUUUUUUACUAUUAUUACGAUGAUUAUAAUUAUUAAUAUUAUUAUUGUUUCUACCAAUCUAUCUCCUACUUUAUUUCCCUUCUUUUUUUUGUCGUAUUGAUCCAAAAUCACAGCAAACCAAGCGAAACAAAACAAAGCAAACAAAAACAACAAAAUAAAAAAACCAACAACACUGUAAUUAACUAAAUACUUUGCUUGAAAGUGUAAAAUAAAUUAAUUUAAAUAAAAAUUAUGAAAUUAAAAUGAA